ACUGCGUCGCGCUCGGGGGCCGCGCCGGGUAGCGUUUCUUUUCAGUGCCUGAGGCAGCUCUGGCUCGGAGAGCCUUUUGCUAGCCCCACGGGGGCCUCUGUGCACGGAUGGACCCGCCUGGACCUGGCGGGAAGCGGCCUGGCAGGCGGCGUCCCCGGCGGCAUCAGCAGAGACAGGACGGGGCCGACGCCGCGGGCCCCUGAGGCGUGCGUGCCCACCGGGCCCGGCGGCGGCACCAUGAUGCCGGGCGAGACCCAUUCGGCGGCGCCCGGGACGGCGGCGGACCUGUCGCGAUGUCAGGGCUGCGCCUCUCUGCAGCAGAAUUUGAAUGAAUAUGUUGAAGCAUUAAUUACCUUGAAACAAAAAAUUAUCAAUACAGAUAAUUUGUUAACAGAAUAUCAGAAGAAAUGUGAUGAGCUGCAGUUUGCCAGAAGAGAGAAUAGUAAUCUGCAUCACCAAGUGGAAGAGAUGCUUCAAAAAAUUUCUCCUCUACAGAAAUGUCAGGAAGAACUGGGAUCUUUAAAAGCAGAGCUAGAAGAGAAAAAGAGUUCUUUGAAGUUGUAUCAGGAUACUCAUCAGGAAUAUGCUCGUGUAAAGGAAGAAUGCUUGAAGAGUGAUGCUCAGAAGAAGAAACUAGAAGCUAAGGUGAAGAAGCUGCAAGAGGCUGCUGUCAAGCAAACUCAGGACUUCAAGCAACUGAGAAAUGAAAAGAAAAUACUUGAAAAGGAAUUUAAGAAGACACAGGAAAGGCUUGACGAAUUUUCUAAACAGAAAAAUGAAAAGGAGUUGAGACAUAUUGGAACACAAAUUUCAAGUGAUUCAUAUGGAAGCAUAGAUAAAAGAAAGGUAAAACUGCUUCUGAAGGAACUCUGGCUCUGUGUAAACACAACACACAGACUACCUGGUGAAGGCAGCAGAUGUGUCCCAGAAAAACCUGCCAAAGCAAUCACCAGCUCCAGAGUGCCUGGGGAAGAUGGUAUGCUACCUCCAACACAAGGCAGCCCUCUCAGGACCUCAAAUGUGCAGACAUGCCUCACAAAACUGUCCAUGGAGAUAAAGGAGGACUUUUUAUGUCAAAAUGUGGAAAAACAGAGCUCCAGUGGAACAAAUUGUAGUUCUGACCAUGUUUUUAAUGAGAAUGGAAAUCUUGAGGUUUUAGUACAAAGUCAUCAUGAUGGUGGCAGCACUGAAUUUGUUGAUCAUGAUCAUUUUUUUGAUGAAGAUCUUCAAGCUGCAAUUGACUUCUUCAAACUUCCCCCUCCUCUUCUGUCGCCAGUGCCCUCGCCCCCUCCGAUGUCUUCACCACACCCAGGUUCCUUACCUUCUUCAUUUGCACCUGAAACCUUCUUUGGAGAGUAUACAGAUUCCAGCGAUAAUGACUCAGCCCAGCUUAGAAAUUCUGCUGAGUCUGUUUCAGAAGAUGAUACAACUGAAUCACAGAAUUAUUUUGGCUCAUUGAGAAAAAGUAAAGGAAGUGGUACAUGGGAGGAAAAGCCCAAAUCACACGAAGCUAUCCAAGCCCUGAAUACCUGGGAAGUAAAUAAAGUGACAACUGCUGGACUCGAGGCUUUCACAGCAACACUGAGAGAAUCUUCUGCCACACACUCCUUAGUUGGUGAAAAACACUGGACCACAGCAUCUCGAUCCAUGAGUGAUAGAAAAAGAGACAUUUUACAUGAGACAAAAACACAAAUGGAGGUUGGGGAGAUGGAUAAGUCAGUGCAAACUGAGAAGACCAUUCAUAAACUCACUCGAGGUCUAUGCAUUGAGAGAUUUUCUGCCAGCCCUGCACAAGAGAAGGAAGCUACCCCUGGGAAGUCUGAAUUGUGUUCAUCUCCCCUUGGCAAAAGGCCAUUAAAUGAACUCAUGGAAUCUGAAGAAAAAACUCUAUUGUCUAAAAUGAUAGGAUCACCCAAAGCAGAGUUUACUAAGUGGACACGAAUUAAUGAAAUCACUUCUGAACCAGACCGUAUCACAGUUUCUGGCCAUUUUCACAGACUGUCUAGAGAAUUGGAAAAGGAAAAAGAAGAUACUCAAGGGUUCACUUUAGGAGAAUCACCUGAAUCAGAAGAUGAUGACUCAGGUGAUGGAAUGGAUGUAGCAGGACUUGACGUUGAAACCAGUUUUUCUUCCUCUUCUACCUUGGUAGCAUUGUCUGUUGGCAGUAAUCCCCAGUCUUCUUCUGGGUUAGACUGUGGUAAUGAUUCAGAUACUACUACUAAAGUAUUCUCUACUGAACCGCACCAUUCAGAACAUAAAUUGCAAACUAAAACUUUAAACACAUUACAUCUGCAGUCUGAGCCGCUGGAGUGUUCUAUAGGAGGAAACAACUUGGAGAAUAGCUUGUGUGCCUUGAGCCCUGAAUUGGGAGCAUCUAAUUUUAAUGAUCAGAAGAGCAGUGGGAUAGAAUAUACAAAAGUAGUAAAAGGCUUGACCAAAAUAGAUUCACUUCCUCGGUCAGUAUUUAUGAAAGCUACAAAAGAUGGGCAAUGUGAAAGUCAAGAUCCAAGAAUUGAGCUCACACUAAAUAAGCCAGAUUUCACAUCAUUAAUAGGUUCUCAGGCUGCCUUGAUCAAGAGUGGUUUGGGUUUUGUUAAAAGUACUUCAUGGCACCAUAGUGAUUUAUUAAGGAAAGGUGGCGAAGAAAGUCUGAGAGCCAAAUCAGAACAUGAACAGAAGACUAGCCAUCAGUUACAAAAGGCAAUGCCAUGCCUACAAAAUAGAGGACCAACACCCAAGCCUGAUCUUCUUAGAGAAAAUAACAAUCCUGUAGAAUUCAAGACCACUGCAUCAGUGUUGCCUAAUCAAGUAUCAGUUAUCACAAAACAGACAAGACCUGAAAAGGUUCCGAGUGUCAAAUUGGAACACUUGAGGCCACAUAGGGAUGAGCCUACCUUAGUAACAGAAAAUAGUAGCAACAAAACUGGUAUGUCAACUAUAGCAAAAUGUGAUGGGGAAAGAGAUGAUACAACACAAAACAUCACGGAAAUGGCUGCUGUGAAAAGCAUUUCACCAGAAGUUUCUGCCUCUAGGAGAAAAUUAGAUUUUAAUUCUCCAGGUGUUUCUUCACCAGUAGAAAAUUCUGAUUGUUCCAUAAAUAGCAGAUUAUCUUUCUCUUCUGAAAACAUCCUCGUCCAAAAUGAAGACAUUGUGAGAGAAGCAGCAGUGCAGGGAGAUGGGCAGAAGCAAAGGCAGCCUCAGGCCACAGAUCUGGACUCCAGUGGGACACAUGGCAGUAAGGUGCUUCCAGCCACAGAAGUGACCGUGUCAGGAGGUUUUUCUGUUGAAGAAACCAGCUGUGGAGACACAGGGAGAUGUGGUGGUGAGGCCCUGGCUGUUGCAAAUGAUUCUACUAGCACACCACAAAAUGCUAACGGACUUUGGAAAUUGAAAUCUGCGACUCCCGGUGGUGCUUUGCCUGAGUGUUUUGGCACCACAGACACUACUUUUUCUUCAGCAUUUUGCAGAAAAGAUGGAGAGACACAGGAUACCUCCCAAAGUAGCCUGCCUGGUACCUUACAUUGUUACACAGGCAUUCGAGAGGGGGGAGACGACACUGAGGUAGAGAGUGAGGCAUUUAGCUGCAGUGAGGGGAGCGAACAGCAAGAUGCUCCUGAUGACUCACAGAAAAAUUUAGGAGAUACAGAUGCUGGUGUAGUCGAGAUGAGACCUUCCUUGGAGGUAGGUUAUUUGACGUCAGCUCUGCAAGAUUUUAACAUAAGUACUUUUUCUGAGCUGGAUAGACUUUCCACAUCAGAGGUUGUGAUGUUUCUUGAGAGCUGUCAAUUAGGGGAUUAUAGUUCAGGGGACUCUGUUUCUGAAUGUUCUAGUAAAGGAACCCUAAAUAAAGAAAUGAACAAAGAAUUAAAGGCAAGUGAAAUAGCAGGAGAAAAAUACAGAAAGCAACCCUGUGAGGAAGAAACACUUGGAACCUGUGAAGAGUGGAUUGAAUCAGAGGAAGAUGAUUAUUCAUUAAAAAAUACAAGUCAGCUCACUCAGUGUUCUUUGGAAACUCUGUCUGAGGUUCUGACCAAGAUUAGGCAAGAACUUCAUACAAAUGCGGAAGAUUGCGAUGGUAAAGAUACUGGCAGUUUAUUGCUCUUAAAUAUAAAUAACAACAUGACCACUGAGAAUGUAAAAGAGAAAAGUCCAUUUUGGGAAACGACUGGCUCCUCAUCACAUGCUUCAGAACCAACCCCACAAGCAGCUGCCUUGGAGGGCAGCUCUCCCAUCAGUGGUAGGCCUCAGAAUGGAAACACUCAGAGCAGACCAGAGGCCAGUUCAGAUGCAGGCAGGCAACCCGAUGGUGGGGAAGAAGACCUGCCAGAACCUGUGGAGCCAUCAGCCUUGUGCUCUGACUCUGUAAUGGAGCCAUCGACAGAGCAAAGUUCUAACUGCGAGGCCGAAACAACAUUUCAGUGUCAGAUAGCAACAGUGACCUCAGAAGUUAUAAACGUACUUAUAAAUAAGGAUCAGAAUCUAGUCAUUGAAAAGGGGGACAACUGGACAAUCAUCAGUGGCGUAGCUGUCCUGCCACAUGUGGACCAGGUCACACUGUGUGACAUUCCUGGAGACAUCCCUAUUUCUCAGAAUCAAGGAGAGCUGGAAGCUGGUUGCAUCCCAGUGGCUUCUGCUGAGAAGUCCCUAGAGGCCAGUCACGCUGGCCUUGCAUUUCAGGAGGCUCCAUGUGGCAAUAAUCUUUCAUGUCCCCAAGAGGGUGUUUCAAGCAGUGGUCAGAGCACCAACUUUGAUAAAAGUCGUUUGCGAAAUAGACCCGUUAAGCCUAGUAUAUGGAUUAGUUCUCAAAUAUAUGAUCAAAACUUUGAGACUCAGAUUGUUGCGUCUGAUCACACAUAUUAUAACUCAAAACUAGAGCCAUCUGGCAAAAACAAGAAUCGAUCAAAGAUUUCAAACAAAGAUCAGUCAAACAAACCAGUAAAAACUUCAGCGUUGAGCAGAGUUGAAACUCAUCAGAGUGAAGUUGCUCAGUCAUUUUCAGGGGAAAAAGCUAAUACAAAAACUCAAAGAAGCCAAACUCAGACCAUUUUAGCAAAUGCUGAUACAUCCACUCCUACAGAUUGCUCUCCUGACACACUGAGUAAAAUACGGCAAGAGGUGGGGCCUCCUUUGCCACCUCUGCUUGCUCCUCUGAUAGCUACACCUCCAAGGACUUCACAGCCACUCUCUCCACUGAUAUCGAGCUCUAGUCCUUCCUCACCAACCUCUCCUGUAGGCCAGAUUUCUCCCUUAUGUGAAACCCCAGUGCCUCCUGUCAUGUCUCCAUGGCCAGAGGACCCCAGACGUGCCUCUCCUCUAGAUCCUCCAUCUCCAUCUGCAGUGUCAGCCAGUGAGAGGGUAGUGCCAUCUCCUCUGCAGUUCUGUGCAGCCACACCGAAGCACGCACUUCCUGUGCCUGGCCGACUCCCACCCUGUGCAUCUGGCCAUGCUGCUGUGGGAGGGCCUCAGGAGAAUUCUGUGAAAAUCCUUGACACCAUGUACCCAGAGUUAUCUGCUAGGGCCCGGACCCUCAACAUCCUCAAAGGGAAUAUUCAACUCACACGAGGUCCACCUGCUGACUGUAAGAAUUUACCAGGACCUGCCAGUGCUAUGAUAGGAUUCAAAACGAUCACUUCAGCAGCAACUGCUUUUGUCAAAACUGGGAGCAGCUCUGGUGGUGACUGUAACCAAGACAAGUCAAGAGAUUUGGGGACUCAGCAGGAUUCAAGUGGGAAAAGAACACUGUCAACAUCUACACUGAGAAGUGCUAAAAGACUGCGCCUGGACACUGGGUCCCCAGAACCAGAAACCAGGGGAGUCACUGCAGAAGGAAUCCACAAGAAGCUCCCAAGGAACCUCCCUCCAGCUGAAGUUGCAACAACAGAUGAGGAAAGAAGUUGUUCUAGUCCAGCCAUCAGUGCAGUUUCACAGUUGCCUUUAAGCCCAAAAGAAACGGUGGAGUCCCAUGAUAAAGCCAUAGCUAAUGCCCUGAAGAAAAUUGCAGAGUUUUCUUUUGAUCUGUUACCUGUCAUUCGUAGUCAUGUAUAUGUGGGAAAUAUCUCCAAAAAGCCCGUAAUGAGAGAUCAAGAGAAAGAAGUUGUUUAUGAAUUUAGCACAACAAAAAAGCAUUUAGCAGAGUGCUUGCUUCACUCUAUUCUCUCAGAACUAAAAAUUCAGAAGAUAUCUAUGGACCACAAUUACAUUCACGCCCUCUGCAGGGUGUAUGUGGGUAUUUGUCGGCAACUCGGAGACUUGGAAAGAGCUCGCUUGUUUUGCUACAGCCUACUUAAAGAAGAUUUUCCGGAGUCUGAAAAAUUAACUUUGUUUAUUGCAAACAUGUGGCAUGAUAUAUUUCUCUCGCAAUCAGUGAUUAAUAAAGCAAUGCAGUUAGUUGCCAGGCAACGUGCUAAAGGAGAGGUUCUGAACUGCUUGAGAGCUUUUCUUAAUUGGGAAAAGAAUGCUCCGGUAGAUGUUGGCUUCAUGGUUUCUAAGCUGCUUUUGACCAUACAGUUAUGUCCAAAAACAGAAUUUCAGUCUAGUGAAAAAUUUGGUGAAGACCUAAGUGAUAACACUUGGGAAUACAUAUUUGCCAUUGAUCUGCUCUGCUGCCAUCAGAAAUGGAUCUGGACACAUGAUAACAUCAUAAGUAAGGAGCUGUGGCCUGUGAUGGAUAAGUGGAUAAAAUACAGAAAAGGACAUGCGAACAUUGCGUAUACUCCUGAUAUUAUUAUAGCCUCAAUACUGAGGCUGAUUGGUCGUUUAGGCCAAUUGGGUUUGAAAGAAGGAUUUCCAUCUGCUGUGAAAAAUAUUAGUUCGGUUAUCGGUAUGUUUAUACAGCAUGCUCACGAUGAAGAUAUACCAUGGGGUAUACAGUUAGCAGCCGUGUAUGCUCUUUGUGACUUGAGUCCCAGCAAUCCAGCAGAAAUUUCCAAGAUCCUGGAAGCUUGGCGGAGAGAGGCCUCCAAAAGCGUUCCGUCUGCGAUUGUCAGCUGCCUAGAGGAAGUCAGUGCCCUGAGCACAGAGGAGCUUGGCUGACCCGGGAUGCCACUGAGGCUUGAGAAGUGCCUUGACACAUUUUGAACACAAAUAGUUUGGUCAGCUUUCAGAAUACAAAGGGAGGUUUAAAAACGAAAAGACAUAAAAUAGAUAAAACAGACCAGAGGCUCUCCUUAUUGUUUGGCAAGGAGACAGGAGAAACAAGCAGUUGCAUAGUCGUUUUUCCCUAAAUCUCAUACAUUUCACUUAAGGCUGUUGUGAUCUGUGACGUAUGGGUUAUAUUAUUGUGUCUUUGUCAAACAACAAAAACUUGAACUUAGCCCUUUUUUUGCUGCAGAAAGUGUCCUUUUAGUGGCUUCUUAAAAUUGAGUGGCAUUUUAUAAUGAACUUCCCAAUAUAAAAACACGAUUUGGUUCCUGAGCUGCUGUUGUUGGACUUGUGCUCCAAUGAGUGACUAGGAAAAAAUAAAUUGGCAAACACCUAGAGUUUUCUGCUAUCUUAGCUGGAAAUGAGCUGCAAAAGUUUUUCUCAAGAUGUAGUGCAUAAUUAUCAACAUGGAGAGCCCUUAGCAGAAACCCACUUUAAUGCGUUUUCUUCAUAUCCCUAAAGUUCCUUAAAAACAUGUGACAAUGUAUCAGGAAGAGGAGAACUGAAGAGUAGAAGUUCCCUUGCCGAUUUUUUUAUCAGUGACAUGUAAUGAGCAAUUCACAGAUGAGCGCAGGCAGAGCUCUGUGUGCCGUGUACAUAUGGACCGUGCUAUGAUGUGUCUCACAUUGGAUGAUAUUCCACUUUGGGAAUUUUAGUAUUUGUAUAUAGAAAAUGGGUUUAAUAACUCACCAUGGUUUUGAUUUGUCUUAUAUUCGUUAUUUCUUAAAACUCUUGUAUGUGUUUUUAUAAUAAAAAAUAAAAGUAAGCCAUGGAUA
Messenger RNA from Nomascus leucogenys (northern white-cheeked gibbon), 7916 nucleotides. It is a transcript of the gene ICE1, whose product is annotated as interactor of little elongation complex ELL subunit 1. Lineage: Eukaryota; Metazoa; Chordata; Mammalia; Primates; Hylobatidae. The record is from RefSeq and is a predicted model, not a curated record.